Messenger RNA from Zalophus californianus (California sea lion), 2149 nucleotides. It is a transcript of the gene TFG, whose product is annotated as trafficking from ER to golgi regulator. Lineage: Eukaryota; Metazoa; Chordata; Mammalia; Carnivora; Otariidae. The coding region runs from base 497 to 1711 and encodes 404 amino acids. Gene Ontology annotation, cellular component: endoplasmic reticulum exit site. Gene Ontology annotation, biological process: endoplasmic reticulum to Golgi vesicle-mediated transport; COPII vesicle coat assembly. The record is from RefSeq and is a predicted model, not a curated record. Gene Ontology annotation, molecular function: identical protein binding. The transcript is spliced from 10 exons.
CCGCCCCUCUUCUUCCCCCACCUGCCACGUACUGGCCCCGAGAUCUCGCUAGGCUUGGUGGGUCCGUGCGAUUGGCCGGGGCCCGCGCGAGCUUACUAGCGAGGUGCGGCAGCGCCGGCGGAGGGCACCGGAGUGGGCCGUGACCGCAGCCACCCCACGACGCCCCGGAGCCAGCCCGGCGUCGGCCUCGCACCGGUCAGGUCAGCGGAGAUCCGCGGGGAGGCGGCCGCGGCAGCCUCGGCAAGCCGAUCCAUUGGAACUGAGCAGUGAACAGUCCUCCCACAAUCAAAAGGACGUACUAUUCAUUACAUCUGAUGUUGGAAAUUUCUCUUAAUUAGGAGUGUGUUUGUUGGGGAUCACUUCUGGCUACAUAAAAAAGACUGGAAGGUAAACAAGGUGGAAUCUUUACCAUUUUGUUGAAGUGAUUAUACUUCAGAGCUUGGCGCAUAGUAGUCUUUCCGUAGAGUUGUAUGUACAGAACAUCCUGGAGUCCACCAUGAAUGGACAGUUGGACCUAAGUGGGAAGCUAAUCAUCAAAGCUCAACUUGGGGAGGAUAUUCGACGAAUUCCAAUUCAUAAUGAAGAUAUUACUUACGAUGAAUUAGUGCUAAUGAUGCAGCGAGUUUUCAGAGGAAAACUCCUGAGUAAUGAUGAAGUUACAAUAAAGUAUAAAGAUGAAGAUGGAGAUCUUAUAACAAUUUUUGAUAGUUCUGACCUUUCUUUUGCAAUUCAGUGUAGUAGAAUACUGAAACUGACAUUAUUUGUUAAUGGCCAACCAAGACCCCUUGAAUCGAGUCAAGUGAAAUAUCUCCGUCGAGAGCUAAUAGAACUGCGAAAUAAAGUGAAUCGCUUGUUGGAUAGUUUGGAACCACCUGGAGAACCAGGACCUUCCACCAGUAUUCCUGAAAAUGAUACUGUGGAUGGUAGGGAUGAAAAGCCUGCUGCUUCUGAUUCUUCUGGAAAACAGUCUACUCAGGUUAUGGCAGCAAGUAUGUCAGCUUUUGAUCCUUUAAAAAACCAAGAUGAAAUCAAUAAAAAUGUCAUGUCAGCGUUUGGCUUAACAGAUGAUCAGGUUUCAGGGCCACCCAGUGCUCCUGCAGAAGACCGUUCAGGAACCCCCGACAGCAUUGCUUCCUCCUCCUCUGCAGCUCAUCCGCCAGGAGUUCAGCCACAGCAGCCCCCGUAUACAGGAGCUCAGACACAAGCAGGUCAGAGUGAAGGUCAGAUGUACCAGCAGUACCCGCAGCAGGCCGGCUAUGGUGCUCAGCAGCCACCCCAGCCGCCCCAGCCACCCCAGCCGCCCCAGCAGUACGGUAUCCAGUAUUCAGCAGGCUAUAGUCAGCAGACUGGACCCCAACAACCUCAGCAGUUCCAGGGAUAUGGCCAGCAACCAGCUUCCCAGGCACCGGCUCCUGCCUUUGCUGGCCAGCCUCAACAGCUGCCUGCUCAACCACCACAGCAGUACCAGGCGAGCAGUUACCCUCCACAAACUUACACUACCCAAACUUCUCAGCCUACCAGUUAUACUGUGGCCCCUGCCUCACAACCUGGAAUGGCUCCAAGCCAACCCGGGGCCUAUCAACCGAGACCAGGUUUUACUCCACCUCCUGGAAGUACUAUGACUCCACCUCCAAGUGGGCCUAACCCUUAUGCACGCACCCGCCCUCCCUUUGGUCAGGGCUAUACCCAGCCUGGACCUGGUUAUCGAUAAAGAGGCUCAGCUACACUGAUGAAUGUAGCUGAUAGCGGUUUGCCUCCCAAAAGACUCCAGUACUACUAUUUUAAUUUGUAUUGAAGUUCAGAAAUUUAAAAAGCAGAGCAUUUUUUAUGGUAUCAUUGUUGCUGUUAAUUGAAAGUAUAAUUUGCUGGAACACAAAAAGAGCAAAAUGAAAGUUUUUUUCUUCCCUUGCUUAAAAGUGUAGCAGCUGCCUAGUUAUUUUGGAACACUACUCUGAUGUGCAUAAAGUGAUUGACUUUCUAGCUUGCCUUGUCCGGAGGAUAUUAAAACGCUAGGCUGAAGUUUAGCCAUCUGAACUUGGCUUUUUAUUAUUAACAUGAUGUACUAAAAUAUAGAUCCCUUUGAGAAAACAACUAGGUAUUAUGUAUAAAAUGUAACAUUGAUAGGUUAAUAAAGAUAAUUGAAUCCAUU